Messenger RNA from Staurois parvus, 346 nucleotides. NCBI's taxonomy places the organism in Eukaryota, Metazoa, Chordata, Amphibia, Anura, Ranidae. The record is from the annotation of a GenBank genome assembly.
UCAUGCUGCUGCCAGGUCCAGAGUCUCUCAUGGGUCCCUGUACGGCCUCCCAUUGCUGCUGUCUCCAUCGCCACACUCUGCCAUGUGCCACUUUCAGGUCUCCUCACACUGCUGGUGUGUAGAAUUUUUUGACAUAGGGUGCUGGCAGAUUACGGGCCUCCCAUAGCUGCUGCCAGGCCCCUAAUCUGCCAUGGGCCCCUAUAUACCGCCUCCUCAUGCUGCUGCCAAGUCCAGAGUCUCUCAUGGGUCCCUGUACGGCCUCCCAUUGCUGCUGUCUCCAUCGCCACACUCUGCCAUGUGCCACUUUCAGGUCUCCUCACACUGCUGGUGUGUUGAAUUUUUUGAC